Molecule: messenger RNA, 2608 nt
Organism: Ruditapes philippinarum (Manila clam)
Lineage: Eukaryota; Metazoa; Mollusca; Bivalvia; Venerida; Veneridae
Product: monocarboxylate transporter 12-like
Exons: 7
Coding region: 189-1946 (585 amino acids)
Biological process (GO): transmembrane transport
Molecular function (GO): monocarboxylic acid transmembrane transporter activity
Source: RefSeq, a predicted model, not a curated record
CUAGAGCUAUUAUAUAUAAUAUAUAUCCAUGGUAAAAAUAAGUGUAUAAAUCUACUAAAGUACAUGUACUUCAAUUUGCAUUUCACUGCAAGUCGGAUAUUAAAUGACGGUGGUUGAGUACAUAAAAUCACAUGAAAAGUUAUAUUUGAUUCACCGGGAUACAUUUUUAUUGAUAUUUCAAGUUACCAAUGGCGAGUGAACGUUACACAGUUCCUGUUGAUACAGGUUGGGCUUGGAUAGUUCUUGCAGGUUGUGUUCUGGAGAUAACUGUUUAUGGUGGAAUUAUGAAGUCGUUUGGUAUUUUCUUCAUACAGUUUCAGCAGAGAUUUAAAUCCAACACUUACGAGACUGCGGUAAUGGGCUUGAUACAAAACGCUACACUCAGCAUUUGUUCUGUUUUUGUAAUGACCGUUGGUCUUCAGAAGUUCAGCAGUCGGGUGUCUGUUUUCACCGGAGGUGUAUUAACAGUGGUUGGAUUUCUGCUGACAGCGUUCACUACUGAUUUAGCAAUGUUUUAUUUUGGACAAGGAUUUUUAUUAGGUUUUGGAAUGUCAUUGAUCCAUGCACCGGAACUUGCCAUUUUAGGGACUUACUUCAGAAAGCACAAAGCACUGGCAAAUGGUAUAUUCACAGGGGGUGCAUCAAUAGGUGGACUCAUAUUCGCACCUAUCAUUGUAGAAUUAUUUGAGGAGUAUAAUUAUACGGGUGCCAUGUUGAUUAUUUCAGGUCUUUUAAUGCAUAUUUGCGCAGGUGCUUUACUUAUGCGACCACCUGAAUUUUAUACUAAAAAGGAAAAUAAAAUUGAAAAAGUUUUGGACUAUGACAGUGAAGUGAAUAUAGACAUCAGAGAAAGUAUGCCGUGCAUUGAUAUUAUAGAAAAAGGAGUACCGGCCUCUAUCAAAGAGACAAGCUCUUUACAUGAAGACAGAACAAGGCUUACUCGCUCAGUAGAGCUUGUUCCAGCUGAGCUUGUGACAGCACAGGAUAGCCUUAAUGGCGGCACAAAAAAUUCAAAAUGUACACAGGAGAUUGCAAGGAUACGUGCCUAUUCUGUUGGCAGUAAAGCUAGCAAAUCACCUCGUUGUUCAGGCGGUACAACAGACCAUAUAAAUAGAAGUCAUGAAGGCAAAUUACAUGCUUUUUCGUGCGCCAUACCAAAUUCGCAAGUGGCACUUUUUGUAAACUUGGGCGAGCCGUGCUUCAGUUCUUUACCUAACGUUACACAUCAUGAAAAACACAAUGAUUGUGCAAAAUCUAUCCGGCACAGCAACAAAGUUUCUGAACUCGGCUGUUUUUCAUCCAUUAGAAUGCGAAUAGCAUCUGCCCUUAUAACUAUAUUCGAUCUUCAUUUAUUACGUAAUCCAGUGUUCUUGACCUUCUUACUGUUAACAUUUACCUCAAUGACCGCGCAUUUCAUUGUACCAAAUUUUAUUCCUACACACGCUAAAGAAGUUGGAACUUCGAAUGAAAACAUUGGAAUUCUCAUUGCUGUUUUAGCAGCCGUAAGCCUCUUCUCAAGAAUCUGUAUCGGAAUUGUUGUCGACCGGAUGUGGUUGAGUUGGUCCACUGCGAUUGCGCUGACGUCAUUUGUAACCGGAACUGCGUGUCAUUUACUCAGAUUUGUCAAUGACUUCCCUGCUCUUCUGAUUUUUGUUGUAACUGUUGGGCUUUCUAGUGGCCAGUACCAUUCUUUGUAUGCCGUUAUACUUUUAGAUGUCAUUGGUCCCGAAAAGUUCAACAGUUCUCUUGGAUUUGGAACGCUGAUUCUCGGGGCUUCGUCUGCAGUGUUCUUUCCUAUAACGGGUAAACUUCGGGAUAAUUACGGUUCUUAUAUAGCACCUUACCAUCUUCUUGGUGGUCUGGCAUAUUUCUCUGGGAUUCUUGUACUAUUAAUGCCAAAAUUGAAAACUUGGCAUGAUUCUAAAAGAUCACGUGCCGGAAGUUAACCUCGGCGUUCAUUUUUUUGUUUGAACAAAAUAAAGUACAUAGUGGAAAGUUUGAAUCUUGUCACAAGAUGCCCCUCCAUUGGUUAUUCGAGGCACAAAAUGACACCUGCAUAGAACCACAAAAAAAGCCCGUGUUCAGCUGUUGAGACUCUGAACAGCAUUUCAGCCAUUUACCAGCAAACCGUACGAGGACAGUAUAUUGUACCUGUGUAUACAUUCUGUUCUUGACGUAAAAAUUAUGGUACGGUAGCUGAUUUGAGUCAUACAGAAUAUUUUAUUACAUGAUUUACUUGAACCAAUGGAACGAUUAUCGCAGUCAGUUGAAGUCACGGAAAAUAUAUGCAGAAUGUUAGGGAUUCAAUCGUGGAUACAUGUACAUAUCUUCCUUUUUAUACUAUUUGGAACACAUUGCCAAUCACCAGUAAUCAUCUCGGAAGCAGUACGGGUUGAAAGUAGUUCUUCCACUUGACUUUUGUUUACAGUGGGUUUUAUCCGUGUAUAAUCUUUGCGUAAGGAGUAACAAAGCAAUUAUUGGACAUGCUUAGGAAAAUAAAGUGUAUUUCGGUUAUAUUAUGAUUGAAAAAAUAUUUUCAAAAAAUUAGAAUAAAAGAAUUCCUCCUGAAAUACGAUAUAUAAUGAAAUUCUAAAUACAUGUAUUGUCA